Molecule: messenger RNA, 4919 nt
Organism: Myxocyprinus asiaticus (Chinese sucker)
Lineage: Eukaryota; Metazoa; Chordata; Actinopteri; Cypriniformes; Catostomidae
Gene: sacm1lb
Product: SAC1 like phosphatidylinositide phosphatase b
Exons: 22
Coding region: 204-1964 (586 amino acids)
Biological process (GO): phosphatidylinositol dephosphorylation
Cellular component (GO): endoplasmic reticulum
Molecular function (GO): phosphatidylinositol-4-phosphate phosphatase activity
Source: RefSeq, a predicted model, not a curated record
AGAGAGAGAGAGAGCGCGAGAGAGAGAGAGAGAGAAAGAGAGAAAGAGAGAGAGAGAGAGCGCGCGCGAGAGAAAGAGAGAGAGAGAGAGAGAGAGAAAGAGAGAGAGAGAGCGCGCGAGAGAUAGAGAGAGAGAGAGAGAGCGCGCGAGAGAAAGAGAGAGAGAGAGAGAGCGCGCGCGAGAGAGAGAGCGCUGAGGGAGAGAUGGCGACCACCUACAACACCUUCAGUCUGCACACGACCCCUGAGAAGUUCUACAUUGAAGCCUGUGAUGAUGGCGUCAGUGAUGUGCUCACCAUUGACAGGGUGUCGACAGAAAUGACCCUGACAGUGAGGAAGGAUGUUCCUCCGUCAGCAAUAACACGACCAAUAUGUGGAAUCAUGGGAACUAUACGGCUGGUGGCAGGCGUGUAUCUCAUCGUCAUUACCAAGAAGAAGAAAGUGGGUGACCUGCUCGGCCAUGCGGUCUGGAAAGCAGUGGACUUUGACAUUAUUUCAUACAAGAAAACUGUUCUGCAUCUCACUGAUAAUCAGAUGCAGGACAACAAGGCGUUCCUGAGUAUGAUCAACAGCGUCCUGAACACAGACGGUUUCUACUUUGCUACUGAUUAUGAUCUGACACACACUCUCCAGCGUCUGUCCAACACCAGCCCCGAGUUUCAGGAAAUGAGUUUAUUGGAGCGGGCCGAUCAGAGAUUUGUAUGGAACGGUCACCUAUUAAGAGAAUUCCUAGCACAGCCUGAGCUACACAAAUUUGUCUAUCCUGUUGUUCAUGGCUUCAUCACCAUGAAGUCGUGCUGCAUCAACGGUAAAAUCUUUGAUUGGAACAUAAUUUCCAGGAGGAGCUGCUUCAGGGCUGGUGUGCGCUACUACGUCCGAGGUAUUGACUCUGAGGGUCAUGCCGCUAACUUUGUUGAAACUGAACAGAUUGUGCAGUAUAAUGGAGGAAAAGCUUCAUUUGUUCAGACUCGAGGAUCUAUCCCGUUCUACUGGUCACAGAGACCAAAUCUCAAAUACAAGCCGAAACCACAGAUCAACAAGAGUGUCAAUCAUUUGGAUGGUUUCCAGAGGCAUUUUGACUCUCAGAUCAUAACGUACGGCAAACAAGUGAUUCUGAACUUGAUAAACCAGAAAGGCUCAGAGAAGCCGCUAGAAUUGGCCUUUGCCAAGAUGGUGGGCAGUCUGAGCAACGGCAUGAUCAAGUACAUCGCGUUUGACUUUCAUAAGGAGUGCAGCCGGAUGAGGUGGCAUCGCCUGCAGAUACUGGUCGACAUGGUGGCGGAAAUGCAGGAUGAGUUUGGCUACUUCCUGGUGGAUUCAGAUGGGACAGUUCAACUGCAACAGGACGGGACGUUCCGAAGCAACUGCAUGGACUGCCUGGAUCGGACUAAUGUUAUUCAGAGUCUGCUGGCGCGCCGCUCGCUGCAGUCACAGUUAGAGAGAUUGGGAGUUCUUCAUGUGGGCCAGCGGAUUGAAGAACAGGCAGAUUUUGAAAAAAUAUACAAGAAUGCGUGGGCAGACAAUGCCAAUGCUUGUGCCAAACAGUACGCUGGCACAGGAGCCCUAAAGACAGAUUUUACACGGACAGGAAAGAGAACUCAUUGGGGUCUGCUGAUGGACGGAUGGAACUCCAUGAUUAGAUACUACAAGAACAACUUCUCAGAUGGCUUUAGACAGGACUCCAUUGAUUUGUUCCUGGGGAAUUAUGCUGUUGAGGAGGCGGAUAUAAACACUCCUCUACAUGAACCCAAAGACUGGAAGUUCCUCACGUUGCCGAUUAUCAUGGUUGUGGCAUUCUCAAUGUGUAUAAUCUGUCUGCUGAUGGCAGGCGACACCUGGACGGAGACAUUAGCGUACGUGUUGUUCUGGGGCACAGCGAGCAUUGUGACCGGAGGUGUUAUCCUCUUCAACGGCCGCGACUUUGUAGACGCGCCCAAACUGGUGCAGAAAGAGAAGAUGGACUGAACGUGUGUGUGUGGAAAGCAGCUUGGUCCUGCCGAGUCUUCAUCCUCCUCCUCAUCCUCAGUGCUGUCUUACUCUCAGCUUCACCGCGCCUGGAGCCUGUACUGACGUCACACGGCGAAGAGGAGGGGGGAUGAAGGGUGGGGGCCAGGCGGGGCCAGGGUGGUGUGUGAGCAAGCACAAACGGACAGACUCAAUGCGUCACACACCUGCUGCUCUCCACACGGUUGUCGUAUCAUGGGGGACCAGCUCCUAUCUUCGCCUCAGACAUCCCAUAAAUCCAUCCCCACAUGGGCAGCUUUACAAAUCCAUCAUUGGCAUUUCACUCAAGCACCUUAGACCAUCAUGCAUUUCAUAUAUGGAUUCCAAAAACACCCAUCUGUACGGUUUCCAUGAGGUUUACGGCCUCAGUCCAACAGCGUUUUCAUAAACGCCGGUUUCUACUCGCACAAACGACUGCUGAUGUUCGGCUCUCAUGUUUUCAAGCUGAGUACUGUGUGUCGCAGCUCUCUGGCUGUUUGUAUAAAACAAAAUGUCUUUGUAUUGUAUCUGCCAUCGCUGCCAAUACCUCUGCACUGCAAAGAAAUCAUUUUCUUAAUCUGUAUUUCUGUCUUGCUUUAAAAAUUUCUUAACGUCCUUGAAACCAAAAAUUAAGCAAAAUGUUUAAAAUAAUGACUUGUUUUUGUUUUUAUUAAUUGUUCAUUUUUCUUACCCCAUUUGUUAGUAGUUUUAUUGUUUUUAAGCAUAAAUCUAACUAAAUUUAGGUCUAUGCUUUAUACAACAAAAAUGCUAUUUACCAGUGAGAUUUCACAGUGGGAGGGGCUACCCAAAAUGACACCGUAGAAACAGCAAUCAACAAAAUUUCUUGCUGCUAGUCACAAUUGUAUGUAGCCCUGUAGAGUACAGGGAGGUAAUUUAUUUUCUGAAUUUUUUUUUGUGUUUCUUCAAAGUUAAUGUGGGUUUAUCAUAUUAUGAGGAAACCCAAAAUAUUUUUGAAGGAAUGCAAAACUUUCUGUGAAUGAACGCAAACUGUUGUGAGGGAAUGGAGAACUUAUUGUGAGAGAGCUCAAAACUAUUGUGAGAUAACAACUAUGGAACGCAAAACUAUUGUGAGAUAACAACUAUGGAACGCAAAACUAUUGUGAGGUAAAGUAAAACUGUUGCGAAGGAAUGCAAAACUAUUGUGUGGGAACGCAGAACUAUUGUGAGGGAACACAAAACUAUUGUGAGGGAACGCAAAACUUAUUGUGGGAGAACGCGAACUAUUUUGAGGUAAAGUAAAACUGUUGCGAAGGAAACUUACUGUAAAAGAACGCAAACUAUUGUGAGAUAACAACUAUGGAACGCAAAACUAUUGUGUGGGAACACAAAGUAUUGUGAGGGAACGCAAAGCGUAUUGUGAGGGAACGCAAAGCGUAUUGUGAUGGAACGUAAAACUAUUGUGAGGUAAUGCAAAACUAUUGCAAAGGAACGCAAAACGUAUUGUGAGGUAACGCAAAACUGUUGUGAGGUAACUCAAAACUAUUGCAAAGGAAUGCAAAACUUAUUGUGAGGUAACGCAAAACUGUUGUGAGGUAACGCAAAACUAUUGCAAAGGAACGCAAAACUUAUUGUGGGAGAACGCAAACUAUUGCAAGGGAACGCAAAACUGUUGCAAAGGUAUGCAAAAAUUGUGAAGGUACGCAGAAAUUGUGAGGGAACGCAAAAUGUAUUAUGAUGGAGCGCAAAACUUAUUGUGAGGUAAUGCAAAACUAUUGUGAGGUAACGCAAAACUAUUGCAAAGGAACGCAAAACUUAUUGUGAGAUAACGCAAAACUAUUGUGAGGUAACGCAAAACUAUUGCAAAGGAACGCAAAACUAUUGUGAGGUAACGCAAAACUAUUGUGAGGUAAUGCAAAACUAUUGCAAAGGAACGCAAAACUUAUUGUGAGGUAAUGCAAAACUAUUGUGAGGUAACGCAAAACUGUUGUGAGGUAAUGCAAAACUAUUGUGAGGUAACGCAAAACUAUUGUGAGGUAAUGCAAAACUUAUUGUGAGGUAACACGACUAAUUGUGAGGUAACGCAAAACUAUUGCAAAGGAACGCAAAACUUAUUGUGAGGUAAUGCAAAACUAUUGUGAGGUAACGCAAAACUGUUGUGAGGUAACGCAAAACUUAUUGUGAGGUAACACGACUAAUUGUGAGGGAACGUAAUUGCUAGGGAAUGAAAAAUAUAUUGCGAGGAAACACAAAACUACUUCAGAAAAUACAUUCCCUCCAUGUCCUCUAAGGGACUCAGUUGAAUGUCGGCUGGUUAGGACAGGUUUUCGUUUUUCGUUGCUCCUGGUUUGGAGUAACGUGAUAAGGAUGUUUGGAUAUUUUUACUGGGGAAAAAAAAAAGACAAAAAUACUGAUUAAGAAAAUAAUUUUUUGCAGUCUGGCAGCUGUUUGUCAUAGCAUUUAUUUGUGAUUUAGAGCACUUCAGACAGAACCAUAGAUGGGAUGGUUUGUGUAUUACUAAAUGGACAUUUUAUCCAUGCCUUCGAUAUCAUGGUCUUCCAUCAGUGAUUCCAUCAGCUUUUAUUAUGAAUUAUUUUAUUAAAGGACCUUGUUUGUGCAUUCUGGGCAGGAAGUGUACAGAAUCUGGUCUUAAAUGUAAAAUCAAGGCUGAUUUAUGAACUUUUACUUGUCAUGGGACCAACGUCUCAUCGUCUAAAAUAGAGAGCAUGUUUGUACUUACCUGGACGCCAGUUUACUGCAUGUAUGAAAAUGGCCUGUCACUGAACCGCAGUGCCAUAUGUUUGUGUUUUUUCUAUUACUCUCUCUUUCAUUUUCGAAUGCUUUUUGAAGCCUUUUGGAGCAAGUCUUCAUUCUACCCCCCUGUGUCAUAUUGCAGGCUGUUCUUCACAUGUCUGACACUUGCUUAUCAGAGAAUGUACAAUUAAGUGUAUUAUUGAUAUUAAAGUCAUUAUUAUGGUG